Messenger RNA from Cordyceps fumosorosea ARSEF 2679, 2997 nucleotides. RefSeq lists its product as hypothetical. Bases 1 to 2997 code for a protein of 998 amino acids. Gene Ontology annotation, biological process: glutathione metabolic process. Gene Ontology annotation, molecular function: 5-oxoprolinase (ATP-hydrolyzing) activity. Lineage: Eukaryota; Fungi; Ascomycota; Sordariomycetes; Hypocreales; Cordycipitaceae. Gene Ontology annotation, cellular component: cytosol. The transcript has 3 exons. The record is from RefSeq and is a predicted model, not a curated record.
AUGACAAUCAACCCUCCCGUCUAUCGCAUCGGCGUCGACGUCGGCGGCACCAACACCGACGCCGUCAUCGUCGACACCUCCGUCGGGGACCACGCCCGCUCCGUCAUCGCCUCCCACAAAUCCCCCACCACCUCCCCCAACGUCACCGCCGGCAUCGAGCGCGCCGUCCGGAGCGUGCUGUCCCAGAGCCGCGUCGACCCGGACCGCGUCUCCUCCAUCGCCGUCGGCACCACGCACUUUAUCAACGCCAUCGUCGAGCACGACGCGCGCCACCUCGAGCGCGUCGCCGUCCUGCGCCUCUCCCGCUCCUUCACCCGCGAGGUCCCGCCCUUCUCCGACUUUCCCGCCGGCCUGCGGCGCAUCAUGCAUGGCUACCACGCGUUCCUCGACGGCGGGCUGCACAUUGACGGCAGCCUCGAGGCGCCCGUCCGCGCGGAGCAGGUCCGCAGGGAGUGCGAGGCCAUCCGCGAGCGGGGCAUCCGCUGCGUCGCCGUCGUGGGCGUCUUCGCGCCCCUGGACAGCGGCCACCUUCACCAGGAAGAGGCGGUGCGGGCGAUUGUCAACCGCCAACUCCCCGAGGUCGCGGUGGUGUGCUCGCACGAGGUGUCCGGGCUCGGGUUCCUGGAGCGCGAGAACGCGACGAUCCUGAACGCGUCGAUCCUGCGGUUCGCCGCGCGCACCAUCGGUGAGUUCCGGAAGGCGCUGGCGAGGCUGGGCUUGCGCUGCCCGCUGCACCUGACGCAGAACGACGGCACCAUGAUCGAGGCGCGCAGCGCGGCGAGGCUGCCGAUUCGCACGUUCUCGUCGGGGCCGACGAACUCGAUGCGCGGCGCGGCGUACCUCAGCGGCAUGUACGAGGACGGCAAGGCCGGCGCGACGAGCAUCGUGUGUGAUGUUGGCGGCACGACGAGCGAUGUCGGCGUGCUGCUGCCGUCUGGAUACCCGAGACAGGGCGUGGCCGAGGCGACGGUGGCGCGUGUCCGGGUGAACUAUUCCAUGCCGCACGUCGAGUCCAUCGGGCUUGGAGGGGGGUCCGUCGUGCGCGAGAUGGCGCGCGGCGGCGUGAGCGUCGGGCCAGACUCGGUCGGCCACGCCAUCCAGGAGAAGGGGCUCGUGUUUGGGGGAGACGUCAUGACGGCUACGGAUGUCGCGGUGGCAGCCGGGGCCGCCGCCAAGGUAGGCGACAGGAGCCUGGUCGAUGAGGUUGACCAAAAGGUGGUCAGCGACGCGCAGGCAGUCAUCCGCAAGAAGCUGGAGAGGGCCAUCGACCUGGUCAAGACGUCGCCCGACGACGUGCCCCUCAUCCUCGUCGGCGGCGGCUCCAUCAUCGCCCCCGACACGCUCGCCGGCGUCUCCCGCGUCAUCCGGCCUCCCCACCACGACGUGGCCAACGCGGUCGGCGCCGCCGUCGCCAAGGUCAGCGCCGUCGUCGACAUGGUCAAGGACACGGCCGACCAGUCCGUCUCCGCGGCACUGGCCCAGGCCGUCCAGCUCGCGACGGAGCGCGCGGUCGCCGCCGGCGCCCAGCCGCACACCGUCGUCGUCACCGAGAAGGAGGUCCUGCCGAUCCCGUACGUCGCCAACCAGUUCCGGCUCAUCGUGAAGACGGUGGGUGAGUUUUCGCCGUCGCGGGAGGCACGAGAGGAAAACGGGGUCGUCGUGGAGGCAGAGCCGAUGGGCUGCGCCGAGGAGGAGGUCACGUUGGGGGAGAAGACUCUGCCUGUUGCUGAGCCGGAGGCUGAUGAGGUGUUUGACAUUGAGAGCUACCGACCCUGCAUCCGGAAGAAUGCGACGACGGGGGUUCAGGAGUGGUUUCUGUCCGCUACUGACCUGGAGUGGCUGUCGGAUGGCUGCUACGUCCUGGGGUGCGGUGGCGGCGGAUCGCCGUAUCCCGAGAUGUUGAAGCUCAAGUCGCAUCUGGAGGCGGGCCAUACUCUGCGAGUCAUCGAUCCCGAAGACUUGGCUCCAGAUGCUCGGCUCUAUUGGCCGGGAUUUAUGGGCUCUACAGUAGUCCCCGCGGAGAGACUGAGUGCCAGCGAGACGAUCCUAGCCGUCAAACUGAUGAUGGAGCAUGAAAAGGUGGACGACUUUGACGCGCUUAUCGGUCUCGAAAUCGGCGGCGCAAAUGGUCUGCAGCCCUUGACCGUCGGGUCGAGCAAGAACUUUGACAAACCUGCCGUAGACGCAGACUGGAUGGGCCGCGCGUACCCUACCAUGUGGCAGACGACCAUCUCCGCGCAGGUCCCCGACCAGCUGAUCCCGUGCGGCAUCGCCUCCGGCGACGGCCGCAACCUCCUCAUGACCCGCACCGACUCCGACCGCUCCGUCGACCGCACCCUCCGCGCCGCCUCCACCGAGAUGGGCUGCUACGUCGGCUGGUGCCCCCGCCCGACCACCGGCGCGCUCGUCCGCCGCUGGGCCGUCCCGCGCACCCUGUCGCAGGCCUGGCGCGUCGGCCGGUGCAUCGCCCGCGCCGCCGCCACCAACACCGCCUCCACCGUCGUCGACGCCAUCGUCGAGCAGCUCGGCGGGCCCGCGUGCGCUAAGCUGCUCUUCCGUGGCAAGAUUGUGCACGUCGAGCGCCGCCUGUACAAGGGUCACUCGCACGGCGAGGUCACCAUCGCGCACCAGGCGGAAGCCGACGAGGAGGGCGAGGUGAUGCGGAGCGAGGCGGCGGUGGUUGGGGGCACGCUGCGCAUCCCGUUCAAGAACGAGAACAUCCUGGCGACGCACGAGGACCGCGGCGUGGUGGCGUGCGUGCCGGACUUGAUCGCGGUGCUGGACGCGGGCACGGGCAGGGCCCUGGGCGUGGGAGAGUACAGGUACGGCGUCGCGGUCAACGUGCUGGGCGUCACAUGCGCGCCGGCCUGGAGCGAAAACGCGGCCGCGCUCGAGGUCGGCGGCCCAGCGGCGUUUGACCGCCCGGACGUGGUGUAUGAGCCGCUGGGGACGUACGUUGAGCCGGAAAGUGUCAUUCGGGAGUUUCAGACUUCGUGA